Melopsittacus undulatus (budgerigar) is the source of this 5173-nucleotide messenger RNA. It is a transcript of the gene ZNF618, whose product is annotated as zinc finger protein 618. Gene Ontology annotation, molecular function: protein dimerization activity. The coding region runs from base 1 to 2667 and encodes 888 amino acids. The transcript has 13 exons. Lineage: Eukaryota; Metazoa; Chordata; Aves; Psittaciformes; Psittaculidae. The record is from RefSeq and is a predicted model, not a curated record.
AUGGGGCACGCCGACGAGAGCAACAGCAGCGGGCGGAGGAGCUCUUCCAGCAGGGAGUGUUUGAAGAGGAGCCCGCGGAGCCCGAAAGCAGAGGGCUCCGAGUCGGUGACAUCUCAGUCCUCACCCAGUGAAGAGGCUGGAAUGAUGACUGAGGUGAAAGUGAAAACAGAGGUACCAGAUGACUAUAUCGAAGAGGUGAUCUGGCAGGAUGACACCAAAGAUUCCAAGAAGAACAUAAAAGAUGGGCCAGGAGAUGUGCCUGCAGAGAUCUGCGUGGUCAUAGGUGGGGUCCGCAACCAGCAGACGCUCGAUGGAAAAGCAGUGGAACGUGGCUCUCCCGUUGGAUAUACACGAAAUCGCUAUUCAGGGACCUGGAUUUUUGACCAUGCAUUGAGAUACACGUCCGGGUCUUAUGAGUGUGGAAUAUGUGGGAAGAAAUACAAGUAUUACAACUGUUUCCAGACCCAUGUGCGAGCACACAGAGACAAUUUUAGGUACACAUGUGACAUUUGUGGGAAAAAAUAUAAAUAUUAUAGCUGCUUCCAAGAGCACAGAGACCUGCACGCUGUGGAUGUUUUUAGUGUGGAAGGGGCCCCAGAAAACCGGGCAGACCCCUAUGACCAGGCUGUCAUAGCAGCAGAUGAAGUGAAGGAGGAGGAGCCGGAACCGUUCCAGAAGAUUGGUCCAAAAACUGGCAAUUACACCUGUGAAUUCUGUGGCAAGCAGUACAAAUACUACACUCCCUACCAAGAGCACGUGGCACUGCAUGCACCUAUUAAGUUCUCUCGAUCUCCACUCUUCGUGGCAGUGAAGACACAGGCGAGCCAAGCCAGCAAAAAAACACCGGCUUCAAUAAACCGAUGUUCUACCCUCCUGCACCGCACCCCCUCCGGUGUCCCACCGGCAUCCCAAUCCCAGAUGUUCCGCGCUCCAAAUUCUGGAUCCCCAGGAAGCAAGGCCAUCACAGCAGAAAGUGCUUUCAGCAGGAGAGUGGAAGGCAAAGCACAGAACAACUUUGAAGAAACAAACAGCAAUUCUCAGAACUCCAGCGCUGACAAUGAGAACAAUAUUGCCUCUAGCCAGCCCAGAUCACCUCUAGCUGUUGUAGAAGAGAAGUGGAAACCCCAGCUCCAAAGAAAUAGUGUCAACAACACAUCCGCGAGCGGUUCAGUAGGGAACAGCGCGAUCCCGGAGAAGGAGCGGCAGAACAUUGCCGAGAGGCUCCUGAGGGUGAUGUGCACUGACCUUGGGGCUCUGAGCGUGGUGAGCGGGAAGGAAUUCAUCAAGCUAGCGCAGACCCUGGUGGAUAGUGGCGCUCGCUAUGGUGCCUUUUCCGUCACCGAAAUCCUUGGCAAUUUCAACACACUGGCUCUGAAGCAUUUGCCUCGGAUGUACAACCAGGUGAAGGUGAAGGUAACCUGUGCGCUGGGCAGCAACGCAUGCCUGGGUAUUGGCGUCACUUGUCACUCACAGAGCAUCGGCCCCGAUUCCUGCUACAUCCUCACAGCUUAUCAGGUGGAAGGCAACCACAUCAAGAGUUAUGUCCUGGGAAUUAAGGGUGUAGACAUUCGAGAUAAUGGUGAUUUUAUCCACCACUGGGUCCAGAAUGUGCUCUCAGAGUUUGUGAUGUCGGAGAUCAGGACAGUGUAUGUCACAGACUGCAAAGUCAAUUCCUCUGCGUUCUCCAAGGCAGGCAUGUGCUUGCGUUGUUCGGCCUGUGCCUUGAACUCAGUGGUGCAGAGUGUGCUCAACAAGCGAACACUACAGGCCCGCAAUAUGCACGAAGUGAUCGAGCUCCUGAAUGUCUGUGAAGAUCUGGCAGGAUCCACAGGCCUCUCAAAGGAGACCUUUGGCUCCCUGGAAGAGACCUCCCCCCCGCCCUGCUGGAACUCAGUCACCGACUCCCUGUUGCUCGUCCACGAGCGCUAUGAGCAGAUCUGUGAGUUCUACAGCAGGGCCAAGAAGAUGAACCUCAUCCAAAACCUGAACAAGCACCUGCUCAGCAACCUGGCAGCUAUUUUGGCUCCGGUGAAGCAGGCGGUGAUAGAGCUGAGCAACGAGAGCCGGCCCACCUUGCAGCUGGUACUGCCCACCUAUGUCAAACUGGAGAAACUGUUCACUUCCAAAGCUAACGAUGCUGGCGUGGUCAGCAAACUCUGCCACCUCUUCUUGGAGGCGCUGAAGGAGAACUUCAAAGUUCAUUCGGCACACAAGGUAGCCAUGAUCUUAGACCCUCAGCAGAAGCUGCGGCCCGUCCCACCGUACCAGCAUGAAGAGAUCAUUGGCAAGGUCUGUGAGUUGAUCAAUGAGGUGAAAGAGUCCUGGGCAGAAGAAACAGAAUUUGAACCUUCAACCAAGAAGCCUCGGUCAGCAGGGGAAGCCACAGCAGCUCAGGAAGAAGAUUGGUUCGGGAAAAAUGAAGUCUAUGAUUAUUUGCAAGAACCUCUCUUCCAGGCCACCCCUGACCUGUUUCAGUACUGGUCAUGUGUUACUCAAAAGCAUACAAAACUAGCCAAGCUAGCCUUUUGGCUCUUAGCAGUGCCUGCUGUUGGUGCCAGAAGUGAAUGUGUAAAUAUGUGUGAGCAGGCUCUCUUAAUCAAAAGGAGACGGCUACUCAGUCCAGAAGACAUGAACAAACUCAUGUUUUUGAAGUCCAACAUGCUUUAAGACUGUCUUUUAAUUAAAACAAAACUUUAAAACACUGUUCCAAACAAAGAAAAAAAGAAUUUUAAGUUCUAAACACUGUGGACCUCAUUAUGAAUGCCCCUGGAAACCAAGUGCUUUUUUAUAUAUAUAUAAAAAUAUAAAUAUAUAUAAAAUUAAGUUUGAAAGGAAAGCUGAGCACGUGAGAGAGACAGCCCUCUGCCAGGAACGUGCUCCUUUCCCUAGAUAGUGUGUGGACUUGACAGACUUUCUGAUGUUUUCAAGUGGGCAGACGAAUGGGAGGCUGAUGUUCUAAAGUCUUCAGGCAGCUGAGAUCUAAAGUGACUUGAAGUUUCUUUUGUUUCUCCUCCACCCCACCUUUCCUCUUGUCCCCUGGGCCAUCUUGCCAUGGAUAAUCAGACUACAUUGAACAGACCAGUUCUGCACUGGACUUUGCUCCUUUGAAUAACUGCAUGCCUUGAGGGCAUUUGUCUGCAGCCUUCUUGACACACAGUGCAUGUUAUCAGGGCAACUGUGUUUUCUGAGCACCAGUGUCUUUAGAAGUCAGGAACGGAGACUGCAAGGGUUUAUUUUACUUUAGUUUUAACCUUUUCAUACACUUUUUUUCCAAAAAACCACAAAAGUUACUCUUCUGUCUCCACUCCCAGAUUUAACACCUUAUCUAAUGAUUCUAAGUUUGAUUUAAACCUAAGAGAAAGGGUUCAUGGCAGAACAUGGCUGUAACUCUUAUAUAAGUUUCUUGGAUUGCUUUUUUUACAGCACAGUUUGUUCUCUGAAUUCCCAGUAGUAAUGAGCUUCUCUGAAUUUUGGACAUCAGGCACUCUCAGACUUGUUCUAGAGUAGCCCAUUUGCGAUUAAAUAAUAUCCUUAUGGGAACCACAGCAGUUGUUUAGAUGGCAAAACUACAAAAUAGGAAAAGCAAGCAAGCAGUGACAGCACAGAGCCCUGUGGGCCACCAGCAAGCUUGUCAGGGUCUGCCAGCUGCCAUUGAGAACCCUUGUACCUAAACCUGUAGUAAAAAAGCUUGUCAACACACACCAUUCAAAACAACCUUCACAAGGCCAAGGACAAACCAAGGUGUAUGAGUUUUCAGGGGAGCAAAGAUCAUUAGUUUUGUCAAACUGGGGUUUGAAGGAGGCUUAGAGAAAUGCAUGGGCUCAAUGAUCCUUCUGAAUGUAAGUGCUCCUGAUUGAGUGCAAAGAAUAUCUUCCCAUUUUGUUUGGAAUGGUUUCCUCUUGUAGCACGAAUGUCUUUUUGAUACCUACAGUGCAUUACACUACUUGUUAUGUUGCUGAAUCUUUCUGGCUAGGAAGGCCAUGGGCCCUUAAACGUUCACACUUACUGGCUCACCCCAAAUGCAAUUAGAGAUUAUAACACAAAAACAUCUCAGUCACUCUGCUGGCCAUGAGGCCAGUACUCUGCUGUGUCCAGUGCCUGUAGGCACAGUCCAUGGGUGACUGGAUGGGGUCUCUGCUGUGAGGUUUGGUGCCUCUCAGACAAUUCCUAAAUUCUGGUGCCAAACAGUUAUUUUUUUCAUCCCUAGGACUUGUAUCCCAGAAGCAAAUUGAAGCAAAUUCUUACUUUGAAGUAGUCUCUCCCAUUCCAGUAGUGUCCCUUGGGGCUGUGGUCACAGUGGCCGCAGAGCAGCAUCGGGCUCGUUGCAGGCUGGAGCCCUUCAGCAGCACAGGGGGGUUUCUGGUUGCUGACAACACAGUGUUGAGACUGGGGUCCCCAUUGAAGUGCUGCUGUUGGAUGGUUGUUAAACCAAGAUCCCACCUGCCAAAACCAGGACAGAAUAGAAGGUGCAAGUCCCAAAACAUGAGAAAUAUCAAACGCAAUCUCUCAGGCUUUGUGUGCAGAUGCCUUGAACCUGACAGGCACUGACUGAUUCACUGCUGUGGGGCUCAGGCAGGGGAACAGGUUGCAUGCUAGAGACCAUCCCUAGGUCAGGUGCUCUUUGCACCCAACUCUUACCCUUUUCACCCUAGAAAUGGGACCUGCUGUUGGCGUGAGUCUAGCCUUUGGGUUGACCUCUCAUCACUGUUGCUGGCAUCAGGGCAAAACUUGUCUCCUAAGUAUAAGUCUUAGAAGAGAGUCUGAGCCCCACUGGCAGCUGCAGUGCUGGAGGACAAGCUGCAGAGGCUGAGGCACUUGGACAUCUUAUUUCUCUGGCAGUGGCUUUUGCCAAUGGAGGUGUUUUCUUCUUGCUGGUUUUAUUUCCUCCCAUACAAAUCCUGCCUGCCCAGCACCAGCUGGACCUGUGGUAACACAUCUGUUUGCAUUGACAGUGCAGGAGAAGUCUAUAGCAAACAAUAAGUAAGUCUCAAACUACAAACAAAAAACCCUAAGUGAGAUGCAUGCCCAUUACAAAGCAUUUGUGCUGUGCUGCUGUUCCCACUGCAAAGCACAAGGUAUCCUACAGCAGGGACACUUGGGUGGAGGAUGAAUCCAAAGCAAGAUGGGGCUACAGACUGUGUGCCAGACGGCUCAACUGUGGGCAGAAAUGGGG